Cynara cardunculus var. scolymus (artichoke) is the source of this 661-nucleotide messenger RNA. RefSeq lists its product as uncharacterized. Bases 30 to 527 code for a protein of 165 amino acids. The transcript has 6 exons. Gene Ontology annotation, cellular component: Cul4-RING E3 ubiquitin ligase complex. NCBI's taxonomy places the organism in Eukaryota, Viridiplantae, Streptophyta, Magnoliopsida, Asterales, Asteraceae. Gene Ontology annotation, biological process: positive regulation of proteasomal ubiquitin-dependent protein catabolic process. The record is from RefSeq and is a predicted model, not a curated record.
CGAAGGGUUUUUGUUUGCCAAUUGCCACCAUGGAUGCCCCCACAACUCCAUCGAAGAACCCUAAGGGGGCUUCCAAGCUCCUCGCUGAUCUUCCAUCCAAAGGGCUUUUUUCCUCCGCUGUCGUUUCUUCCAAUUUGGGUGGAAUGCGGGUCUAUGUCACUGAUCAUGAUACAUCGCCUCCUGAAAACCAGCUAAUAAAGACAGAUCAGAUGAACAUACUUAUUAGAUCUCUUUUGCUUAAGCAACAACAAAAAGGGGAAUCAAGUGGAAAAGGUGCAAAAGAGGGUUCAAGAAAGAGGGCUUCAGAGAGAGCUGUGGAUGGUAGGGCUUCUACAAAGAGGGCAGCUUCAAGCUCUCAACCCCAGCCAGAGGGGCCUAAAUCACGGGUACCUGACGAUCUCCAGAGGUGUACUGUAGAGAGAAUUCGGUUUCUUUUAAAGGAGAGAGGGCUUUCCCAGAGAGGGAAGAAGGAUGAACUAAUUGCGCGCUUGAGGUCUGCAACAGAUGGAGCAAGCUCCGCGACUUGAAACUUUUGAGGUAAUCAAUUAGUGGAGAAAUAGGUUAUGGUAAACACAGCAAGUUAAUCUGUAAACUCCAUAUAUGCUGAUGCUUCUGAUUACAAUUAUAGACUUUUGUUUAUGUGAAAAUGGUAGUUUUGGUA